UCCAGGUUGGCGUAGGGGCUCCGCAGGUGGCGUCGGCCGGCUUCCAGGUUGGCGUAGGGGCUCCGCAGGUGGCGUCGGCCGGCUACCUGAGCAAGCAAGUUGCUCCUGCUCUGGUUAAAUCUGUGACUGGAAUGCAAGUGAACCCUGAUAGUGUGAGGGUUGUAUGUGGGGAGGAUUCGGUUAUGGUGGAUGUGCUACGAGACCUUCUAGCUAUUGGCCAGCUGAUCAAUGCUUCAGACAUCACCCUUGGUGGCUGUGCACCCAUUGGGCAGGAUGCUUCUGGCACAGUGAGGUUUCAGUCUGUGCUGCAGGGCUGUGGAAGUACACUGAUGAUGACUGCUGAUGCCCUGGUUUACAGCUUUGCAUUGAUCUACACCCCCAGUGGUAUUAAUGGCAGCCCCAUUGUGAGGACCAAUGGUGCUGUGGUUGGCAUUGAGUGUCACUAUUUGAGGAAACAAAAUGUGAGCAGCAAUGCCCUGGUGCCAACAUGGAUCCCCUACUAUGCCACAAUGGCGGCUGAGGCACAACUGAAUUUCUCACUGAGGCUGAUGGAUGGUAGGCAAGGGGUUCAUGCAGCAUAUCUGGCUUUACUCAGUGGGCUUGUCCUCAAGUCUAUGUGCCCUUUGUGCAGAUGCAUGGCAGAAUGAGAGGGCCUCCAACGUGUACUUCCUGGGAAGUGUCCUGAACAUUGAAGCCUCUGUCCUUGUGGGCAACGGUCAGCCCCUGCGUGUCUUUGUGGACAGCUGUGUGGCCACCUUGGUCCCUGAUGUGACCUCUGUCCCAAGC
This is a messenger RNA of Brienomyrus brachyistius, 786 nucleotides long. RefSeq names its product zona pellucida sperm-binding protein 3-like. Gene Ontology annotation, cellular component: extracellular matrix. Bases 132 to 647 code for a protein of 171 amino acids. Gene Ontology annotation, biological process: binding of sperm to zona pellucida; positive regulation of acrosome reaction; egg coat formation. The record is from RefSeq and is a predicted model, not a curated record. The transcript is spliced from 3 exons. Gene Ontology annotation, molecular function: acrosin binding. Lineage: Eukaryota; Metazoa; Chordata; Actinopteri; Osteoglossiformes; Mormyridae.